Messenger RNA from Budorcas taxicolor (takin), 1059 nucleotides. It is a transcript of the gene ATOH1, whose product is annotated as atonal bHLH transcription factor 1. The transcript has a single exon. Gene Ontology annotation, molecular function: protein dimerization activity. The record is from RefSeq and is a predicted model, not a curated record. Bases 1 to 1059 code for a protein of 352 amino acids. Lineage: Eukaryota; Metazoa; Chordata; Mammalia; Artiodactyla; Bovidae.
AUGUCCCGCCUGCUGCAUGCAGAAGAGUGGGCUGAGGGGAAGGAGUUGGGGGACCACCAUCGUCAUCCCCAGCCGCACCACCUCCCGCAGCCGCCGCCACCCCAGCCUCCUGCGACCCUGCAGGCGAGAGAGCAUCCGGUCUACCCGGCGGAGCUGUCCCUCCUGGACAGCACCGACCCACGCGCCUGGCUGGCUCCCACUUUGCAGGGCAUCUGCACGGCACGCGCCGCCCAGUACUUGCUCCAUUCCCCAGAGCUGGGUGCCUCCGAGGCCGCCGCGCCCCGGGACGAGGCGGACGCCCGAGGGGAGCUGGUGAGAAGGAGCGGCGGCAGUGGCAUCAGCAAGAGCCCGGGACCGGUAAAAGUGCGGGAACAGCUGUGCAAGCUGAAAGGCGGGGUGGUGGUAGACGAGCUGGGCUGCAGCCGCCAGCGCGCCCCUUCCAGCAAACAGGUGAACGGGGUGCAGAAGCAAAGGCGGCUGGCGGCCAACGCCAGGGAGCGACGCAGGAUGCACGGGCUGAAUCACGCCUUCGACCAGCUUCGCAAUGUUAUCCCGUCCUUCAAUAACGACAAGAAGCUGUCCAAGUACGAGACCCUGCAGAUGGCCCAGAUCUACAUCAACGCCUUGUCCGAGCUGCUUCAAACCCCCAGCAGCGGAGACCAGCCGCCGCCGCCACCAGCAUCUUGCAAGAGCGACCACCACCACCUUCGCGCCGCCGCCCCCUACGAAGCAGGCGCGGGCACCGCGACUGCAGCGGGGACGCCGCCAGCCUCGGGAGGGGCUCAGCGACCGACCCCUCCCGGCAGCUGCCGGACUCGCUUUUCGGCCCCGGCCUCCGCUGGCGGUUACUCGGUGCAGCUGGAAGCUCUGCACUUCUCGACUUUCGAGGACAGCGCCCUGACGGCGAUGAUGGCGCAAAAGAACUUGUCGCCUUCGCUGCCUGGGGGCAUCCUGCAGCCAGUGCAGGAGGAAAGUAGCAAAACUUCCCCCCGAUCCCACAGAAGCGACGGGGAGUUUUCCCCCCAUUCCCAUUACAGUGACUCGGAUGAGGCAAGUUAG